Messenger RNA from Pungitius pungitius (ninespine stickleback), 1427 nucleotides. It is a transcript of the gene lsm11, whose product is annotated as LSM11, U7 small nuclear RNA associated. Gene Ontology annotation, molecular function: U7 snRNA binding. The coding region runs from base 247 to 1203 and encodes 318 amino acids. The record is from RefSeq and is a predicted model, not a curated record. Gene Ontology annotation, cellular component: U7 snRNP. Gene Ontology annotation, biological process: mRNA 3'-end processing by stem-loop binding and cleavage. The transcript has 4 exons. Lineage: Eukaryota; Metazoa; Chordata; Actinopteri; Perciformes; Gasterosteidae.
UCGUUAGAAUUGUGUUUUUUUUUAUCGAUGUGUACUUGGUUAGGCCAUUGCUAUUAAACCGAUUACAGGAAUAAACACACAGCAGAGUAUAACAAAAACGCUGUCAGGAUUAAAAAGCUCCACAACAACCGGCUCCUCGUAUCUCUGACGUGUGUGGUCUCCUGUCACAAGUGCGGAGUGAAACCUCAGCUAUUUGCCCGGGACUCCUUCCCCUCACCGUGUGCUCGUCUGCGGCCGUUUUCAAACAUGGAGGAGAGGGAAAGAAAAAGUGCCAAGUCGGACACUAAAGCAAGCGUUUCAACCACGCCGCCACUGCCGGAGCGCGACGCGGGGGACGAUGACGCGAAAAGGACCGACGUGUGCUCGGACCGCUUCGACCCGCUCGCGGCCCUGUACUCGCCCGCCGUGCCGCUUCCCUUCCCCAACAUCAAGGGCUUCAACAACGUCGCGGCGUACGAGAGCUUCAUGAAGGGCGGCCGGGGCCGAGCCAAGCCGGAGAACGUGGAGAAAAGACGGCGCAAGGCCAUGAAAGGGGUCGCGGACCCGGAGCGCAUCGCGAGGCUGAAGAAGCUCAUCGUCAACAACCCGGUGACGGAGGCCGGGGAGAGCAGCGGCGGCGGCGGCGGCGGCGCGCGCAGCCGGAGGAGGACGAAGCCCCAGAAAAACGUCCUGACGAGGAUGCCCCUGUGCAAAGGCAGCCCGAUGGGGGAGCUUUACAGAUGCGUCGAGGAGAGGAUAAGGGUCAAAGUUCACAUCAGGACCUUCAAGGGACUGCGGGGAGUGUGCUCCGGCUUCGUCGUGGCCUUCGACAAGUUCUGGAACAUGGCGAUGGUUGACGUGGACGAGACGUACAGGGAGCCUCUGCUCGGGGAGGCCUUCCACCACGAAAAGGCCCUCACCAUUUCACGGCUCUUUGAGAAGCUGAAGCUCCAGGAGAACCCGGGAGGCGGCGAGCCGGAGGAACCGGCCAGAGGGCGUCGCCCGCUUCCCGCGAAAGAGCAGCAGCAGCCGCCGCAGAGGGGGGGCGCGGGGACGCAGCCCGAGGAGCCCGACGCCGCUGGAACCAAGCGGGGUCAAGGCCAAGCGGCGCCGAAGGCCCCGACGAGGGGCUCCCCGAAGUACGGAAAGGUCCACACGCGCCACAUCAACCAGCUUUUCAUCCGGGGGGAGAACGUCCUCCUGGUAAACCCACAGCCGCUCUGACGGGUGUCUUCAGCCCCUCCUUCGGCGCCGGGUAAAAAGAGGCCCGGCGAUUGGAUUUGGUCCGAUUCGGGAGAACGAAUGUUAUAUCAUGUUGAUAUGGAGGUUUUUCUCUCUGCGUCAUCAGAGAAUGAUCAGGAUUUUGAGGAAUAAAAGCUUCUCAGGAUUAAUAGCAUUUGUUUCUUCUUCUUCUUCUUUUUGUGCAAAUGCCACUAAAGAAAAUCUAU